Molecule: messenger RNA, 744 nt
Organism: Adineta steineri
Lineage: Eukaryota; Metazoa; Rotifera; Eurotatoria; Adinetida; Adinetidae
Source: the annotation of a GenBank genome assembly
AUGCUAGUAUCUAUACUUCUGUUGGCAACUCUACGUUCUCUUUGGAUUGUUAUUACAUUUCAAGAAAAGCAGUAUAUUGAGAAGGCAAAAAAAGCAGCUGAACAAGAUCGAAAGAACAGUGAUCAUCAAAUGCCAAAUGAACUUAUUCAAGGAGCUGCUUUAAAUGUUGAAACCACUCCACCAUCUGUAUUGGUUCGUUCAGCACUUCGACCACAAUUUUGGAUUUCUUAUUGGAAAAUAUUACGCUUUCGUUGUAAAUUAGACCAAAUACUCCCAUCUACUAUUACGGAACCUGGUAAACCAAUACCUGAAUCAGCGGAAAUAAUUCCUGUUUUUACACAAGAUUUCAAUAGAUUAGAUAAUGAUGAUUUAAAUAUUGAAACAAUAAAUUUAUGUUCAUUAAUGAAACAAGGACGUUAUUUAGUAUUGAAUUUUGAAGCACAUGCCUCAGAUGGAUUUAAAUUCAGUGGACCUCAAUAUAGUUUUAUUGCAAAUCAUCGUAAUAUCAAAGAUCGAUUAGAUGCAGUUAAAAUUAUGAUAGAAAUGGCAAAAAUUGAUAAAGAUAGUGCGAUCUCCGUUUAUUGUGAUACAAUGAAUAAUCGUACUAAUCAAUUAUUUCGUGCAUCACCAGAAAGACUUUAUGUAUUACAUGAUCAAAAAGUAUUAUAUCAAGGUGGAAAAGGUCCAAAUGGAUAUUCAAUUCCAUCUUUGGAAUAUGUUUUAAAGAAAAAUCUUGAAAUUUAA